UCCAAAUCCUUUCCUAGACAACGACAACACACUACAGGUGGCGUGCCUGUCCCCAAACGGUACCCAUUCGUGCCGUACCGGCACCAGCUUUACACGGACUCUCAUUAAUCAUGAUUACGAUUGCCGGAGAACAGCAACGUGUGGUGCCAUUAGGCAAAACCAACCGUUGACGCGUCACAUAAACGGACCACCGUGGACAGACAUGGUGAGACCGCACAUACGACGAUUGUCUCUGGGGCGUCCUCCCACCACCACCCACCCUAUAGGACAAAAGCGAUUUGGACAAGGGAUUUAAUUUGGCCAUGGUUUGCCUUCGGUGGGUUUUGGGAACGGGAUUUUUCGGAGCCGGGACGUCGACUGGCGCUGACAGCUCAGGGGUAAUUAAUAUGCACAUGAGCGGUUGGCUCAUUUCGGGAUAUCGUGUGGAGAAUCGUGGUAGAUAAGGUUGAUUGAGUUAUUGUACUUUCAAAAUUAAAUUAAAUUUGAAUACCCUUUUUCGAACGAACAAAAAUCCUAUUAAAAAUAUUGCGUAGUCUGAAUCUGUGGAGUUGGUUUUUUUGAGAACCUAAAAAUCAAAGCAAUUCUCAAAAACGAUAAGACAAAACAGAGGAGAUCGAAGCAACCAAAGGUACUGACUAUAUCGCAAAGUCAUUCUCCUCAACUAUUUCACUUAAAACACAUCCAAUUAUCAAACCCUCUCGAAAUAAUGCGCGGCUGGGGUCUUCGCGGAAUGAUUCAAAAUCCACUGCUGUGGCCAAUCUACGCCCUGUGCGCGGCGGACAUGGCCUGGCUGUCGUUCCACGUCGUGCGCACCUCCCUGUACAACCCGGACGUCGUGUGGAACCACAACAGCAACCCGGAACCGUGGAACGAUCACCGGGAGAAGCGUUAUCGGGUAGGAUUUUGAAAAAAAUGACCUUUUUCGGUUGUUUUGUGAAAUUCUACAAUUGUGUUGUUCUAGCUCUGGGCGGGAACCUACGACUACUCGAAGCGUCCCUGUUUGGCUCCAAUUUUCAAGGACGGUGAUGUCAUUCCUGUUGCGCAACCGGAUGAAGAAUAGGAGAAUUUGGUUUCCUUUUUGGCGCAAAUCAAAGAAAUCAAAAGCUAUUUGCAUUUU
This is a messenger RNA of Culex quinquefasciatus (southern house mosquito), 1117 nucleotides long. Its product is annotated as cytochrome c oxidase subunit NDUFA4. The record is from RefSeq and is a predicted model, not a curated record. Lineage: Eukaryota; Metazoa; Arthropoda; Insecta; Diptera; Culicidae. The transcript is spliced from 2 exons. Bases 707 to 907 code for a protein of 66 amino acids.